CCUUUUAAGUCUUCUCUCUUCCUCCUUACUGAUUCUCGGUCCACUCCUCCUCACAUCUCUCUCCAAAAUGCCCUUCUACCCUCCUUCAUCGCCGCCUUUGCCCUCGGCCUCUGCCGACUGCUGUUCUCCCGCGCGACGCGCUCUUCUCCCCAGCUUCGAGCCCACGCCUUCAAAGUCCUCCUCCUCCCCGUCCUCCUCGCGCGUCCGCACUCCCUCCCGCAAACGCGCUCGCGACGACGAAGACGACGCUGCGCCUGGCAAGCAGCUCGAGCCGCCUGCCUACCCGACUCCGGCUCCUACCUCCUCCGCUGCCCUCACCGUCUCCUCGCCUACCUCGUCCGUCUCACGCGCACUCCUCGCGCUCGGCGGCGCUGAUAUCAACAAGAGCACCACCACCGCUCCCUCAAAACCAGCCCCUCUCUCCGCCUCCGCCGCCGUCCCAGUCCUCUCCUCCACAUCAUCAUCCACCACGACCCCCAGUCUCCGCGCGCCGCUCUCGACCGUCGCGCUCGCCCGCCUACCGCGCUCCGGCACAGAAGUCUCGCUAGGCCGCUCCUCGGCCUCCUCCACCGUCGUCCUCAGUCGCACCAACAAACUCAUCUCGCGCGUGCACAUCGUCGCGCGCUACCUCGAGUCCCACGACUCGAUCGAGAUCUCGUGUCAUGGCUGGAACGGCGCGCGCGUCGGCACACCCGCGCUCGAGCACGCGCUCGCAAAGGGCGAACGCGUCGAGAUCGGCGCCGAUACACCGAUCAUCAUCGACGUCUGCGGCGAGCGUGCGCGCGUGGAAGUUAUCGACGAUCGCGAGGCCGAAACUGACGCGCUCGAGGACGAUGAGGAAACCGAUGACGAGAUCUUUGUCAACCAUCCCGCCGCAAAACUCGGCAGCCCUACACCAAUGGUCGCCCCUACUAAUUCUACUUCUACCAUCAGCACCAAAAGCGGGCCUAUUUCUAACGCGCCUAAACGUGCGCGGGGUCCGGAGAACGUCGGGUUCAAAGUGUGGGAGGACAAAGAGGAGGACUCUGGUGUUACCAAGAAGGAGAAUGUGAGGAUUAAUGACGCGUCUCCUCUACCUUCAACCUCUUCAGAAAACGCGCCCGGAUCAGUCGCGUCGAGUAAAACCGUUAGCAUCCCUCAAGAACAAUCCACCGACCAAGAGAAUUCGAAGCAGCCUCUACAGCCUCAACAGCAAGAACAACAAGAGCCACAAGAACUCCAACAACAGAGCCGAGAGCCGUCGCCUGAAGACGAGCAAGACAAACUACGAAUCCACAUCAUCGCCCACCUUGCCUACUCCCGUCUCGCAUCAACGCCGCUUUCCGUCCUCCGCGCGUCGCUCCCGAUCAUCGAAUUCGUGCCCGACGACAAGCUCCGCAGCACCAUCAAAGACAUCGCGUGCGUGGGCGUGAUCCAGCGAAAGGGAAAAGAUGCGUCGGGAAAAAGACUCGAGGAGCAGUACUACUACAUUCCCGAGCAGGAUGAUGAUAUUCAUAGACGCGCCGCGGUCGAGGAGUUGAGAGGUGGCGCGGGAAUCAGAAGCUGCCGGAAAGUGCACAAGCAGUACUUCUGGAGAAAGCCUGCUGUGAAAUAGUUAGCUCAUAGUGAUUGCUCAUUUUUUUUCUAUCUUGUGUUUUGCUAGUGUAUUUUAGUGUACCAACAUCAUUGUAUUCUACUGUGCGUUUAUCUGUCGUGUCCUGCAGAUCUCUCCUUUAUUCGAAUUUUCUUAUUGCAUUUAGUAUCACGUCGGGAAUAAAUCGUUCUGCUUUCUUUCUUCUAAUAAACUUCUAUCGAUCUAUAAUCACACAACAACAAGCAAGAUCAAGAUAUGCUUACUCGUACGCAUACUGCAUAGCUGCAUCCUGAUCUCCUUCCCACUCCGCUGGACCAGCCAGAUUCCCACUUUUUUCAAACACCUCCACCACCCCCUUCCCUCGCCUCCUCUGCCUCCUCGAAGAAACGGGCAGAGCUAGCUGGAAUAGUCUGCGGUGGCUGGCUGGCCAUCGCUUGAUCUCUUUGUUUGUCCCAACCCAGCCACCUUCCUAAUUCGGAAGUCGCCCUCCCCUUCCACUUUGC
Molecule: messenger RNA, 2076 nt
Organism: Myxozyma melibiosi
Lineage: Eukaryota; Fungi; Ascomycota; Lipomycetes; Lipomycetales; Lipomycetaceae
Exons: 1
Coding region: 68-1594 (508 amino acids)
Molecular function (GO): protein binding
Source: RefSeq, a predicted model, not a curated record